UCGUCCUCGGGCUUCGCUAGCGCGCGGACGUGUCGGGCGGGACCGGAGUCAGUCGAUCAUCUUGCUCGCGUAUUGCACCGUGUUUGUGUAUGUAUGUAUGUGUGAGAGUGUGUAUAAUACUCCAUACAUCGAGGACGAGAUAAUACAGUUGCUCCUCUACGCGAGGUUUUCUCCGAGAGUUUUUCCGACAUACGUAUAUAAAUACAUACAUAUAUAUAUUUAUAUAUAUAUAUAUAUAUGUGUGUGCGUGAAUUUUAGCAGACGUGUAUAUGUAGGUGUGUUUUGUACGUACGCGCGCCGUUCACGUGUGGGAGCGCGGCUGGUUAACGGUUAGCGCGUCUCUGACGUGUGUGAAUUGUAUAUCGUAUAUACAUAUAUAGAUAUAUUAUAUAUAUAUAUAUAUUCGCAGUGACACAUAGAGAGAUACGUAGAACUUAAAUAUCUACGUAUGUGUAGUAUAAAUACAUUGCCCGAGGUGGACAUCGUUUGCCGCGAGUUCUUUUUGUUUUCUUAUUUUCCGUCCUUCGCGAUCGCCGACUCGUGGUGCCGCGAAUUUAACUAGCGCGCGAGAAGGAGAUAAGAGAGUGUCGAUUCGUCAACGUGGUCCAGCUCACGAUCGAGAGGAAUCCCCGCGACGACACACGCAGGAAAGAAGAACAAAGAACCGUCUCCUCUCCCGGCGGGAGAGCUCGAUAAACUCUCUCUCUCCCGCUCGCUAUCUUCGCACGGACGCUGACAACGUUUACGGACUCCUAGGACGAACAACGGGAGCGGCGGCGACUUGGUUUUCGUGUCUCGAGACGCUAAAAUGAGAUUGGAAGAGGAUCUGGUGAUCCGCAGGAGUCGACCCACGAUGAUCUCCGCCAAGUAUCGCGCCCGCGAGGAACGUCGCCGUCUGAUGAAGAUCUCCGCCGUGAAGCUGAAGAGGAUCGAGGAUCCCGAGGCGAGCCUGUGCCGAUCGGUCCUCAUCAAUAACGCCCUGCGACGAUUGCACCGCGAGAGCCGGGACGACAAGACGCGGAGUUACGGUACCCUACCGGUGGUCGCAUCCUACAUGGACGACAUCAGCAAGGAGAACAGCGUCGCCGGCAGCCUGAUCGCCGACAUCGCGGACGAGGAGGCGUCCUCCAGAAAGAGGUUGGCCGAGGACUCGAGAAACGACGGGCUCAGUUCCAAGAGGCAGAGGCACGACGAUCUGGAUCUUCAGGACGACGUGUUCAGCGACUUCUACAUCCUGCCGCCGACGCCGCGCUUGCUGUCGCACAUCGACGAGCUGCAGCCGGAGCCGGAGGCGUCGCAUCAUCACAACCAUCACCUCGGCUUCCCUCCGGAGGAUCGUCUGGGCGGUAGCGUGCUCGACGUGCGAUCCGGUAGCGCCGGCAUCUCCGGGACGACCGGCGGCACGAACUGCCACUCGGUGCUCUUCCCUGAGGAUCUCGACGACGCGAACGCCCACCUCGCGAGAUCGUGUACCGACAUGAUGGAGGUGGCCGACGUGGUAGAUCCGGAUCGGCUCUGUGACUUCGCCAGGUUCGCCGACUCCGCUCUGGAGGAGCGACUGGCCGAGCUGCAGUCCCUGGACGAGCACUUCGACCUCACCAAGUUCGAGCGCAAAACAAUCAGAGCUGCGGCCGCGCCUUCCACGAUAUACAGACCUUUCACAGUCUAGUGCCCGGCCUGGAGACCUAGACAACGGUGCUGUCACAGAAUUACGAAGAUGACAGGGCGGCGACUUUCGAGGAUGCGGAAUCACUUGACGAGGCCUUUAUCCUCGCGAGUGGAAGAUGUGCACGCGUGUCCGGAGACGAAUGACGUCAUUGAGUCGCGUAGUGUCUGCUGAAAAAGUGCUCUAAAGGAUUUUUACCGCGGGCAAAAUUUUACGAUGGGCACAGUUAAGCUAUUAACGCUUAGAAUCGCGAAACAGAACCAAGUGUCUCGAAAAGCGGCUUUGAACAAAUGUAUUUUUGUUUAAAAAGAGAGGCGUUUCGAAGUUAAAGUUUAUUUAUACAAAAUUUAUCGAUACUCUUGGCUUUCGCAUCGGCUAAAAAUGACAAGGAUUCAAAUUUCAAAAUGAGAUGCAUAUUUAUGAGAUUAAUAAUAUUAUUAUUAUUAUUAUUAUUAUUAUUAUUAUUAUUAUUAUUAUUAUUAUUAUUAUUAAUAAUAACAUCGCAAACUGAGCGUUGAAUUUCUAAUCGAUAGGUUACAUUUUUUCUACAAUGUUUCAAUAUUGAAAUUUCAACGCUCAAAUUCUUAAAUUUUGAGAUUUGACAAUUGAAUUAAAAAAUUAACAUCGCAAUGUCGAAGUUAUAUCGAUAAUU
Nylanderia fulva is the source of this 2318-nucleotide messenger RNA. The record is from RefSeq and is a predicted model, not a curated record. Lineage: Eukaryota; Metazoa; Arthropoda; Insecta; Hymenoptera; Formicidae.